CGUCAGUUCCUGUGCCUGGUUACCUAGAAACCAAGAAAGCCGCUUGGACCCGUUAUACCGAAAUGUGUUGAAAACUGCUUAUAUUUGUGUGUUAAAUGCUUUGAGCUUGGGUUUUUGUUUUUUGUUUUUAUCACAAACGGAUAGUUUGUCUUGCUUUAACGUCGCAACGGAAAUCUAUUUAUUAAAAAAGUAACAGUUUAAAGGCGAUUUUUAGGCUAAGCUAACAGUUAGCAAGGAUGUUUAUUUACCUGAGUAAGAAGAUCGCCAUUCCCAACAACAUUAAACUGAAGUGUGUGUCUUGGAACAGAAACCAGGGCUUUAUAGCGUGUGGAGGAGACGAGGGGCUGCUGAAGGUCCUCAAGCUGGAAACUCAAACAGAUGAUGCCAAGCUGAAAGGUCUUGCAGCUCCAAGUAACCUGUCCAUGAACCAGACACUAGAAGGACACACCGGUGCAGUGCAGGUAGUAACCUGGAACGAGCAGUACCAGAAACUGACCACCAGUGACCAGAAUGGCCUCAUCAUAGUCUGGAUGCUCUAUAAGGGUUCCUGGUACGAGGAGAUGAUUAACAACAGGAAUAAGUCAGUGGUGAGGAGCAUGAGCUGGAACGCUGACGGGGAGAAGAUCUGCAUCGUGUAUGAAGAUGGCGCCGUUAUUGUGGGAUCGGUGGACGGAAACAGGAUCUGGGGGAAGGAGCUGAAGGGGAUCCAGCUGGCCCAUGUGGCCUGGUCUCCUGAUAGCAAGAUCCUGCUGUUCGGGAUGGCCAAUGGAGAGAUCCAUAUCUAUGACAACCAGGGCAACUUCAUCAUGAAGAUGACCCUGCAUUGUCUGAUAAACAUGUCCGGCGCCUUCAGCAUCUCAGGGAUCCACUGGUACGCAGGAACCGAGGGCUACAUCGAGCCUGACUGUCCUUGCCUCGCCAUCUGCUACGAGAACGGACGCUGUCAGAUCAUGCGCUACGAGAAUGAUGACCAUCCAGUGAUCAUUGACACUCUUAUGAACGUCGCCAGUAUCCAGUGGAACCACAGCGGCAAUGUUCUUGCCAUAGCUGGAUCGUUCAGAAACCCCGGAGGAGAUAAAGACGUCAACGUCUUGAAUUUCUACACACCGUUUGGAGAGCACCUCCGCACUCUGAAGGUUCCGGGUAAACAGGUGACAGCGGUGUCAUGGGAAGGAGGAGGACUGAGGAUCGGCCUGGCUGUGGAUUCCUACAUCUACUUCGCCAACAUCAGACCUGAUUACAAGUGGGGUUACUGCUUGAACACAGUGGUGUAUGCGUACACUCGUCCAGACAGGAUGGAGUACAGUGUGGUGUUCUGGGACACGAAGAACAACGAGAAGUUUGUGAAAUAUGUGAAGAGUCUGAUGUCGGUCACCACCUGUGGAGAUUUCUGUAUUCUGGCCACUAAAGCAGACGAUUCCCAUCCACAGGAAGAUGUAGAACCGGACACAGCAACAGCAACGUAUGUGCUGGUGUUGUGUAACUCCAUCGGGACUCCACUGGACUCCAAAUACAUUGACAUUGACCCGCUGUUCGUAACCAUGACGAAGACUCACGUCAUCGCCGCAUCCAAGGAGGCGUUCUACGUCUGGCAGUACCGUGUGGCCAAGAAGCUCACAGCUCUGGAGAUCAACCAGGUGGCCAAGACUAGGAAAGAGGGCCGUGAAAGGGUUUACCACAUCGAUGACAAUCCGAGUGGCACAGCUGACGGGGUGCUGGACUUCACCAAAGCUUUCACGGCCACCAGAGAUCCAAUCUGUUGCAUCGCAGCGUCGGACAGAACUCUUAUAGUGGGUCGUGAAUCAGGGAUCUUGCAGAAGUACAUCUUGCCCAACAUCAGCCUGGUACAGAAGUUCUCUCUGAGCUGCCGAGCCUAUCAGCUCUCUCUGAACUGCAACUCCAGUCGCUUGGCCAUCAUCGACAUGACCGGAGUGUUGACGUUCUUGGACAUCGAUCCACGUGGCUCGUCUGGUGAGACUGAGGAAGGCGCCUCGGCCGGAGACCCAUCCAAAUUUGAGCGCAAAGACGUGUGGGACAUGAAGUGGGCCAACGACAACCCUGACCUGUUCGCCAUGAUGGAAAAGACCAGGAUGUACGUCUUCAGAAAUCUGGACCCAGAGGAGCCGAUUCAAACAUCAGGAUUCAUCUGUAACUUUGAAGAUCUGGAAAUCAAGUCUGUUCUGCUGGAUGAAAUCAUGAAGAAUCCCGAGCGGCCGAACAAGGACUACCUGAUCAACUUCGAGAUCCGUUCUCUGAGAGACAGCAGAGCGCUGAUUGAGAAAGUGGGGAUUGAGGACGCUUCCCAGUUUAUAGAGGACAAUCCUCACCCUCGACUCUGGCGUCUUCUAGCCGAGGCAGCGCUGCAGAAGCUGGAGCUGAAGAUGGCGGAACAGGCGUUCGUGCGCUGUAAGGACUAUCAGGGCAUCGAGCUGGUCAAGAGAGUGGAUAAGCUGCAGAGCGAGGACAUGAAACAGGCCGAAGUGGCCGCGUACUUUGGGCGCUUCGAGGAGGCUGAGAAGAUGUACCUGGACAUGGACCGCAGGGAUCUGGCCAUCAGUCUGAGGAUAAAGCUGGGUGACUGGUUCCGGGUUCUGCAGCUGUUACGGAGUGGGUCAGGGGACAGCGACGACGCUCUGCAGGAACAGGCUUACAACGCCAUCGGGGAUUAUUUCGCAGACAGACAGAAAUGGCUGAAUGCUGUGCAGUACUACCUCCAGGGCCGAAAUCAGGAGAGACUGGCUGAGUGUUACUACAUGCUGGAGGAUUACGACGGCUUGGAGCGGCUCGCUAACGCUCUACCGGAGAACCACAAGCUGCUGCCGGAUAUUGGGCAGAUGUUUGUCACUGUUGGAAUGUGUGAGCAGGCAGUAAGUGCAUACCUCAGGUGCAACAGGCCUAAAGCUGCAGUGGAUGCCUGCGUACACCUGAACCAGUGGAACAAAGCUGUAGAACUGGCUAAAGACCACAACAUGAAGGAGAUCGGUCCUCUGCUGUCCAAGUACGCCUCUCACCUGCUGGAGAAGAAAAAGACUCUGGAGGCAGUGGAGCUCUACAGGAAGGCUCACCACUUCCUGGACGCCGCCACGCUCAUGUUCAAGAUAGCGGAGGACGAGGCCAAGAAGCGGACGAGGCCGCUGAGGGUGAAGAAGCUGUACGUGCUCGCCGCCCUGCUGGUGGAGAAUUACCACACUCAGGUCAAACACUCUCAGCAAAGCAGAGCCAAGGGCAGGAAGUCAGAGGCCACCUCCGCUCUGGCCGGGUUGUUAGAAGAGGACUCAGCCUCUGCAGACAGUCACAUCGUGGAUAAAGCGUGGAGAGGAGCCGAGGCCUAUCACUACUUCCUGCUGGCUCAGAGACAGCUCUACAAUGGCAACGUGGAGGCCUCCAUGAACACGGCCCUCCACCUGCGUGAUUAUGAGGACAUCAUCCCCGCCGUGGAGAUCUACUCUCUCCUGGCCGUCUGCUCCUCGGCUCGCCGCGCCUUCGCCACGUGCUCUCGCGCCUUCAUCAAGCUGGAGUCUCUGGAGAGUCUGAGCGCUGAGCAGAGGCAGCUGUACGAGGAGCUCGCGCUGCAGAUCUUCACCAAAUAUCCACCUAAAGACAACCGCAAGAGCCAAGUGGACAGCACAGACGACAGUGUGGAGGUAAAGCUGCCCACGUGUAUAGUGACUGGACGCAGUAUCUCAGACUAUCAGUUCUGGAUGUGUGGUGUGUGUAAACACUGUGCUCACGAGCAGGACAUCACCAGCUACAGCUACUGUCCACUCUGUCACUCCUCUCUCACCUGAUAUACUUUCUCUCUCUCUCUCUCUCUCUCUCUCUCUGAAAGUGAAUGUAUUCCUCACUUAAUGAACUUUGUUGAUUUUUCAUGCAGAAGACAAUCAGCCUGGUUAUGAACAGCUUUAUAACAUUCAUCAUUCCACCAGUUCUCUUGUAUGCCGGACCGGACCGAACCGGACCGAACAGUACUGUAUCAUCAUCAGACUAACAUUAAACAUUAACAGUAUAUCUGAUAAAGUCCUGCUCAUGGCUGGAAUAUGACUCUGUGAAGGGAACAUAGCUAGCAUUGUGCUGUUUUCCUUUCUGCUCAUUAUGCGAUUGUUUGUCUCACUUAAACCUAACCCCCCCCCCCCAACACACACACAACACACACACAACACACACACACACACACACAUACACGUGCGCGCACACAAUGCUUUACAUGUAUUUUUUUCUACUUAAGUUUGUCUUUUCUCUCAUUUACAUUUUCUAUUAGACAUUUUUUACUCACAGAAUAAACUCUGAUGUACUUCUCUAAUGUCUUAAAGUACUAUUAAAACACACUUCCGGUCAUACACAAUCCACUUCCUGUGUU
Hemibagrus wyckioides is the source of this 4357-nucleotide messenger RNA. RefSeq names its product WD repeat domain 35 (gene wdr35). The record is from RefSeq and is a predicted model, not a curated record. Gene Ontology annotation, cellular component: non-motile cilium; intraciliary transport particle A. Gene Ontology annotation, biological process: intraciliary retrograde transport; non-motile cilium assembly; protein localization to cilium. Bases 237 to 3788 code for a protein of 1183 amino acids. Lineage: Eukaryota; Metazoa; Chordata; Actinopteri; Siluriformes; Bagridae. Gene Ontology annotation, molecular function: protein binding. The transcript has 28 exons.